AUCACCCAAAAGUGGUCUUGAGUCGCAGUCGCCCUCGCUCGCUUGGUUAAUAUUGCGACUUCGAUGGCAUUGUCUGCUACUUCAUCUGUCAACUGACUUGAUUCGAUUUACCCGGCUGUUUUUGUUAUCGCCAACCCCUCUCUCUCUCUUCUCCUCUCAGCCGCCGCCGCCUGCCUGGUUAACCCCACGGCCCUCUUUGUUCCGACCACCUCACCACCACCACCACCACCACCACCUCCUCUUCUUUCUCAUCUCGACAACAAUCAUCUCAGCUUUCCAUAGCCUCCAAACCCCCUCUUUUCGUCUUCCCAGCUCCUCCCCUACACUCUUUCAAAGUGUCCAACCUAAAGACCGCCGAUCUGGCUACCUUGGCUGACCCCAACGAGUUGUUUUUGCCUGGUGAGAGGCAAAACAAUCUCGCAAUGUCACCCUCGCCAGUUCCCCUCCUCAAACCGCCUGUGCCGGGUAAUCGCAGCAAUGGCAGCAGUCCGCGACCCCCCAAACUCACCCUGGGCAUUCCCCCUUCUCCCAACGCUCGUCCCGUCACAGGAAACGGUGUUCCGGCCACUGUAGCGCCCCCGCCGACCGAGGUUCCUCAGCUGCAGCGCCCGGCUGCCCGCCCAGCUCCUCCCCAGCUGCGCCUCGCUACUCCCAUGGGUAGCACUCAAUCCAUUCCCCAGGUUAAACCCCGACCGGCCCCUCCACCGUUGGCGACCAGCGGCCUGAACGAACCGAAUGGACACUCUAGAACGGGCAGCUUCACCUACCUCGACGGGAAGGCCAGUGGGCCGGCCUCGGCUUCCUCCUCCAACUAUUCCGCCUUAUCGUUCGCUAUGGGGCUCCGACAACCGCAUGGCAGCACCCCCGAUCCAUCGUCUGCGAUCAGUUCGGUCUACUCCGACCGGGAAGGAGGCAUGUCAAUGGAGCGGGACGGCAGCGUCAACAACUUGAUCCCGGAUCUGGAUAAGCUGAGCUUGGAAAAGGGCAGGCCCCUCGACGUGGACGACCUGGAUGAUGAGGGCUGGCUCGCAGCCAGUGAACAGAAGAAGAUCGUGGAGCUGGGUAGUCUGGGUGAAGGAGCGGGAGGUGCUGUGACUCGUUGUAAGCUCAGAGAAGGAAAGACCGUCUUUGCUCUGAAGAUCAUCACAACCGAUCCCAAUCCCGACGUCAAAAAACAGAUCGUUCGCGAACUCAAUUUCAACAAAGACUGUGCCUCGGAGCACAUCUGUCGCUACUAUGGUGCAUUCAUGGACAAGUCCACAGGAACAAUCUCGAUCGCAAUGGAAUUCUGCGAAGGUGGCAGUCUGGACAGCAUCUACAAGGAAGUCAAGAAGCUGGGAGGCCGGACAGGAGAAAAGGUGCUGGGCAAGGUCGCCGAAGGUGUCCUAAACGGCUUGACCUAUCUCCACAGCCGAAAGAUCAUCCAUCGAGACAUCAAACCAUCCAACAUUCUCCUUUGCCGAAACGGUCAAGUUAAGCUUUGCGACUUUGGUGUCAGUGGAGAAUUCGGUACCAAGGGUGAUGCGAACACCUUCAUCGGUACAUCGUACUACAUGGCGCCUGAGCGAAUCACUGGACAGUCGUACACAAUUACAUCGGAUGUCUGGUCUUUGGGCGUGACUUUGCUUGAGGUCGCCCAGCAUCGCUUCCCCUUCCCUGCCGAUGGAACGGAAAUGCAGCCACGGGCCGGUUUGAUUGAUCUUCUAACCUACAUUGUCCGUCAACCAAUCCCCAAGUUGAAAGACGAGCCCGACAAUGGUAUCCGGUGGUCAGACAACUUCAAGUACUUCAUCGAAUGCUGUCUGGAGAAAGAACCUCCACGACGAGCGACUCCAUGGCGGAUGCUGGACCAUCCCUGGAUGCUAGACAUGAAGAACAAGAAGGUCAACAUGGCCAAUUUUGUGAAGCAGGUGUGGGAUUGGAAAGAAUAGACUGCCUGAACAGCAUCAGGACCGCCGCGACCAUUCGUGCCCUCAUU
Molecule: messenger RNA, 1978 nt
Organism: Aspergillus japonicus CBS 114.51
Lineage: Eukaryota; Fungi; Ascomycota; Eurotiomycetes; Eurotiales; Aspergillaceae
Product: Pkinase-domain-containing protein
Exons: 4
Coding region: 423-1931 (502 amino acids)
Biological process (GO): protein phosphorylation
Molecular function (GO): ATP binding; protein kinase activity
Source: RefSeq, a predicted model, not a curated record